Platichthys flesus (European flounder) is the source of this 5873-nucleotide messenger RNA. Its product is annotated as SLIT-ROBO Rho GTPase-activating protein 3-like. NCBI's taxonomy places the organism in Eukaryota, Metazoa, Chordata, Actinopteri, Pleuronectiformes, Pleuronectidae. The record is from RefSeq and is a predicted model, not a curated record. Gene Ontology annotation, cellular component: cytoplasm. Gene Ontology annotation, biological process: signal transduction; negative regulation of cell migration. The transcript is spliced from 22 exons. Bases 385 to 3726 code for a protein of 1113 amino acids. Gene Ontology annotation, molecular function: protein binding.
AAAAAGGGGGGAGCAGACUGUAACGCAGAAGCGGCCGUGGCUCACACCAGGCUUUGUGAAAUGAGCAUCAGACGUGAGCCCUUUUCGGAUUCACAGGGGAAGAGUGCUGCUGCCUCUGCUGCUGAAGGAGAAGAAGAAGAGGAGGAGGAGGAGUGGUCAGGGAUCAUUAGAAUGCACUUCUGAGAAAGAUCGACUGCGCCCUGAACGCAGCGCAGCGCGGACACCACGCAGCAGAGCCUGGGAAGUGCGCACAAAUCGGCCAAGUUGUGUCGAUGAUCCGCGUCUGAUCCGAGGACUGCGGACCGGGCCGAGGCAACACUGCACCGGGGCCAACUGAGGCAACGAUCCCCUCCCCGAGGAUUGCACGACCCACUAUCCCGCAACAUGUCAUCUCAGGCGAAAGUCAAGAAGGACAAAGAGAUUAUUGGCGAAUAUGAGACCCAAGUGAAAGAGAUCCGUAACCAGCUGGUGGAGCAGUUCCGCUGUCUGGAGCAGCAGUCCGAGUCCCGGCUGCAGCUGCUGCAGGACCUGCAGGAGUUCUUCCGUCGAAAAGCAGAGCUCCAGCUCGAGUACUCCAGGGGCCUGGACAAGCUAGCCGAGCGCUUCUCCGCCAAGAUCCGCACCUCCAGAGAGCACCAGCACUUCAAAAAGGACCAGAAUCUGCUGUCCACCGUGAAUUGCUGGUAUUUGGUCUUGGACCAGACCAGGCGGGAGAGCAGAGACCACGCCAUGCUCAGCGACAUCUACAACAACAACGUCAUUGUCCGCCUGGCACACGUGGGCGAGGAUGUCAUCAGACUUUUCAAAAAGAGUAAAGACAUCGGGGUGCAAAUGCACGAGGAGUUGGUGAAAGUCACCAACGAGCUCUACACGGUGAUGAAGACGUACCACAUGUACCACACCGAGAGUCUCAGUGCUGAGAGCAAGCUGAAGGAGGCAGAAAAACAGGAGGAGAAACACAGCGGCAAGUCCAACGACAUAAGCUCCAGCCUCCUGCGUUACGGUCACGAUGAGCGUCCGCAGCGCCGGAGCUCUGUGAAGAAGAUGGAGAAAAUGAAGGAGAAGAGACAAGCCAAGUACUCUGAAAACAAGCUGAAAUGCACAAAGGCCCGCAACGACUUUCUUCUCAAUCUGGCGGCCACCAACGCCCUGGUAGCCAAAUACUACAUCCACGAUGUCUCAGAUAUGAUAGACUGUUGUGACUUAGGUUACCAUGCAAGCCUGGCGCGCUCCAUGAGAACCUACCUGUCCGCAGAGUACAGUCUGGAGACUUCUCGCCAUGAGGGUUUGGAUUUACUGGAGGGAGCGGUAGAUGCGAUGGACCUCAGAGGAGACAAGCUGAAGUUCAUGGACGCACACAGUCAGAUUUUCUGUCCUCCCGCACGCUUUGACUAUCAGCCGCACAUGGGCGAUGAGGUGUGUCAGGUGAGCGCACAGCAGCCGGUCCAGACUGAGCUUUUGAUGCGCCACCACCAGCUGCAGUCUCGCCUGGCCACGCUGAAGAUAGAAAAUGAAGAGGUGAGGAAGACGCUUGAUGCCACGAUGCAGACGCUUCAGGACAUGCUCACCGUGGAGGACUUCGACGUGUCAGAAGCCUUCCAGCACAGCCAGUCCACAGAGUCGGUCAAAUCGGCCUCGUCUGACUCCUACAUGAGCAAGGCCAACAUCGCCAAGAGACGAGCCAAUCACCAAGAGACCGAGGGCUUCUACUUCACUAAAUACAAGGAGUACUUGAAUGGCAGCAAUCUCAUAGUCAAGCUGCAGGCCAAGCAUGACCUUCUGAAGCAGACACUCGGAGAAGGGGAGAGGGCAGAAUAUGGAACAACAAGGCCCCCCACUCUUCCCCCUAAACCCCAGAGAAUGCGGAAGUCUAGACCUCGCUCCCAUGUUAACCAUAAGCUGUUUAACGGCAAUAUGGAGGCCUUCAUUCAGGACUCAGGGCAGACUAUUCCAGUGGUGGUUGAGAGCUGCGUUCGAUACAUCAACCUGUACGGUCUUCAGCAGCAAGGUAUAUUUCGUGUUCCCGGCUCCCAGAUCGAAGUCAACGACAUUAAAAAUGCAUUUGAAAGAGGAGAGGAUCCAUUGGAGGAUGAUCAGAGUGAUCAUGACAUCAACUCUGUGGCAGGCGUUCUGAAGCUCUACUUCAGGGGGCUGGAAAACUCACUGUUCCCUCAAGAGCGUUUCCUCGAUCUUAUAUCUACAACCAAGCUCGACCCGGGUGCAGAGAGAGCUCAUCACCUUCAGCAGAUAGUUGUGACUCUUCAGCGGCCUGUGAUCAUUGUCAUGAGAUACCUGUUUGCAUUUCUAAACCAUGUUUCCCAGUACAGUGACGAGAACAUGAUGGACCCCUACAACCUGGCCAUCUGCUUUGGCCCCACGUUGAUGCCCAUCCCAGACGACCAGGACCCCGUGUCCUGCCAAGCGCAUGUCAACGAGGUCAUUAAGACGGUUAUCAUCCACCAUGAGGUCAUUUACCCAAGCCUACGAGAAUUGGAGGGACCUGUGUAUGAGAAGUGCAUGGCUGGAGGGGAAGAGUACUGUGAAAGCCCCCACAGUGAGCCCGGAGCUCUUGACGAGGUAGACAAUGGUACUGGUCCAAACACUAGUGAUGAAGAGGCGGAGCAGAUCGAGGCCAUAGCAAAGUUCGACUAUGUGGGCCGGACUCCUCGAGAGCUUUCUUUCAAGAAGGGAGCGUCUCUGCUGCUCUACCUGCGAGCCUCUGAGGACUGGUGGGAGGGCCGCCAUAACGGCGUGGAUGGGCUGAUCCCACAUCAGUACAUCGUGGUGCAAGACAUGGAUGAUGCAUUCUCAGACAGCCUUCAGAGGGCCGACAGCGAGGCCAGCAGCGGAUCCCAGCGUGACGGUGACCGAGCCUCAUCCCGAGGCGAUCGUCAGUCUCCCUGUGAACACACACCGGAGCACCGCUUCGGAGCAGCUUUGGGAAGAGUGAGAGUGCGAUCAGAUGGAGCUGCAGUUCCACGCCACAGGAGCACUGCCGACAGUCACAGCCCCCCCAGAGCGGCCGACCAGCCCCCUCGGGUGAUGCCUCGGCCCUGCAGCCCACGCAAAAUGGCUGUCAGCAGGGGCCUGACGGACAGCCCAGAGAAACGGCGCCUCGCCACGUUUGGCAGUGCGGGCUGCAUCAACCAUCCCGACAGGAAGGCCUUCAUCGACAGCCACUCCCAACGCUCCUCGCCCAGCACCGCUCGCCAUGCGAGUUUGGGAGACCACAAAGCUCUCGAAGCUGAAGCGCUCGCUGAGGACAUAGAGAAAACGAUGAAUACGGCUCUCCACGAGUUGCGGGAGCUGGAGAGACAGAAUGUAGCCAAACAGGCGCCCGAUGUAGUUCUGGACACUCUUGAACCUCUCAAACACUCCAGCGGGGUCCAGGAUCUGCCAAGCAGCCCCUUGCACACCAUGGUGAUCCGGGACCCAGAUGCCGUCCAGCGACGUAGCAGCAGCAGCUCCUCCUCCGAGACCAUGACCACUUUUAAACCGGCUCUGUCGGUGCGCAGGCCGAGCGCACCUCUACGGCCCCCGCCUGUCAGACCUGUCCGACCUGCUCCAGUGAUCGGACAGGGGCAGGGACCACACCGCUCCAGCAGCUCUAGCUCCUCUGGUCUGGGCAGCCCAGGCAUCACCCCCACUGACAGGGUCUUCCCCAAAGCUCCCUCCCCGUCGCCAUCCACCUCCUCCUCCUCCUCAGACAAACAAGGUAACGUGUAGCUCUGUCACAAGUCAAGUGGAUGAAGAACACUGUGACUACUGAGUGCUUGUGAUUACCACCACACCCCUGCACCUCUUUUCGAGAGCAAAACGAACUUUGACACCCAGUGUGUAUCAUGAAUAUUACCACUAUCCUUGUAUAUCGUAGGAGGACCACUGCUGGUUUCUGCCCACACAUCUACCAGCUGGUGGACAAGUCGAUGUACUCUUUGACAAAAAUAUAUUCCACAGAAACAGGAUUUAAAUAUACUAGAAUUACUUCAUAGAAUGGUACCGUGCUGAAUAGCCAUGCUGGAUUAAAAAAAAAGAAGAAAAAGGGAUGCACUGGAAAAAUACGUAUGUUAAUUGAAUUCUGACAAUGGAACGUCUCAUUGAAAUGUUAUUAGAUUACAACGUUAUUAUGAGCCUGGACUCUGUGUCUGGUGUUCUGUUCCAUUAUGAGGGAACACUUAAGGGAAUACUUCACCACAUCCUGUAGACGUCCACUCUGCGCUGGUGGUUUGUGUAUUCUGUCAUAAUGAGGAAGUUUCCUCAAAGAGCUGGUCCCACAGUCUCACUCAGACCAGAUCUGAACGGUGGACUCAACCAUAAGCAAAUGCAGUUCUUGUAAUGGCCACUAGAUGCUGACUCUUCAUGCUGGUGUGCUUGUGUGGUAAUUUACAGUAUAAGUUUACAUGCAUAUAGAAGAAAACUGUGUCACACAGGAACUGAGACUGAAAAGCUGAAGGCAACACGGGAAUGGUAUCCGUUUUCUCUUCAUGGUGAGGAAUUAUGUUUCUAAAACAUAAAUAUAUGCCGUUAGAACGAUUUUAAUAUCGUAAAUAUAAUUUCAGAAAAAUGGAGAUAUCCUAUCUAGAUAUUCCUUUUAUAAAACAGGUUAGAAAGUCUCCAUCUCGAAGCCUUGAAGCUAAGAGGAAUGAGGCUACGAGGAAUAAGCCUUCGGGUGCAAUCGCUAAUAUUUUGAAGUAUCUGGUGUAGACUCUGUCUUUUGUUCUUCAGAUACUGUUUCCAGUCCGAAGAGGCCACUAGAGUCAAAUGUUUCUCCACACAAAACAUAAACAGCGAUUAUUUUUGUGGGUGUUUUAGGUCCAAACGCCAAACAGGUACGAUUGCAGUUAAAUCGAAAAAACUGAUAGCAGAUAUAUUUGAGUGAAUGUUUUCUUACGCCCUUAACACAGACUAUUGACCUGCGGGCAAACAAAGCCUGCUCUUAAGUGAUUGGUCAAACUAUACAGAAUUUGUAUAUUCACAUGAAGAAUGUGUUCAUAGAAGUUAGAUCGUACAAGGAUGGGGCUAAGGAACAAAUAAAUAAAAAGAAGGUCCACUUAAACCUAGUACAGCUGCUUCAGUCUGGUCAGUUUGCAGCUUAUAGCCUGGACUGUGCUAGAUUAGCUGAAACUCAACAUGCCGCCUCUUCGGCUCAUUUGGGACUCACACAGACCCACACAUGAAUUCAUUGUGUUUAAUACAUAUCAGCAGUGGCAACCAAUUCACAAUCAUACCUCUUAAGUCUGACAACAGGAGACAAGAAUAGGAAACUUAUCUCAGCCAAAGUUUUAUCUUCCUCCUUUCAUUCAUCUUAGAAUAUGUGAGCUAACCCAGACUUCGGUUUCACAGGGAACAUUGACAAUUAUUAUGGAAACACCAUAACGAUGAAAAUGAUCUAAAUGUUCUUAUUAUAUUUACGUGUCUCGUUAUUAUUAAAAGAUAAUCACAUAAGAAAAACUUUCUCUUACUAUUCAAGUGACUAAUGCACUUAAAAACACGACAGGGAACGGUGCUGCAUCUGUGGGCUCUGUGUUUUCAAUUCGAUGAAGCCGUGCUGGAGAGACGCGACGGAGCACAUGAGUAUCGUUGAAGCUUUCGUGAUGUCUGGAUCGCACAGGGCCGCUUCAGGCCGUGUGGUUGUUUUAAGAUGAACAUGUUUUUUUUGUUGUCUGUCUCAUGAGAAUGAUCAAUAUAUCUUUAACAUGUAACAGGUACAUUUGGAUGAAUAUAUACGGUACAUACUGCUAAAGGAUACUUGUAUAAAUAACAUUGUAUGAUAGAAACAGGAUAUAUUAUCAUAUCUAGUGUGUAGAUUCUUUUGUAAUUCUUAUCCUUGCACAAACAUUAACAAAACAAUAAAGAAAUGAAGCCUCACAGAA